Molecule: messenger RNA, 993 nt
Organism: Ostertagia ostertagi
Lineage: Eukaryota; Metazoa; Nematoda; Chromadorea; Rhabditida; Trichostrongylidae
Source: the annotation of a GenBank genome assembly
AUGCGAAAGUUAAUUUCGCAUGUUUAUCGCUUGGACGUAUUCGACAGCCUGGGCCAAGAUUUAUUGAAGAACUAUGCAUCCCUCAAAAAUUACUUGAACAUCACUGGACAAUUCUGUGUGAUUCACGAGCUGAUUCCCAAGGAAGCACAACGAUUUCCUCGAAUGUGGGGAUAUACAGUGAUCGCAUCAAAAGCAUAUGCGCUCCGGCCAAUGCACCACUCGGCGACCCACUUUGAUUCUGACGGUCCCGUUUGCGCUCAGGCUGCCGCGCUCUUCGAGAACACACGAUCGCGAACCCUGGUAAUUGCAGGAGCCAGCAGAUUUGCCGUUAAAGGGGAUCAUCGUUCCGAGUGUCAGGAACAUUUUCAGCUGGCCGAUGCAGCGCACAACAAUCGCACCAUGUUUCAUUGGGUAAACGUGGUGCUGAAAGACCUCGCUGCCGAAGAAGCAGGUGUGAAGGACAAUGGUCAUUUCUUCAUUCAGUGGCAUGGCAUGGCCGAGACAAGCUGCCUCUCUUCGGACGUGUUCCUGUCGACAGGCAUACAAAACUGUUCCAUUUACGAUACUGACAUCCCUGUCAGACGACUUCUAAAUAGUUUCAAUCGAUUAACGGCCGGGCAAGGAUUGAAAGCGUCGACUCCACGAGAGGAUGUCGACUGUCGGCUAACGGCUGGCACAAACGUCUUCGGGCGUUAUCUCAAUGGUGUCCCGCAGGAGUUCGUCUGUAAUACCGCUCCACAUGAGAAGGAUGUGACUGGCAAAUUCGCUCACGUCGAGCAAAAACGAGCAAGUCGGGAAAACAUCUCACUAUGGACUGCGUUUUUGUUCCCGGCUGAUUAUGCUUCAAUGCUUUAUUUCAGCGACACUAGGGAGCAAUUCCGUCUGUCAUUUCGCAUGAAUGAAUCUGAAAUGCAAAGAGACGAAAGUGGCCAUCGCAUCGACAUGGAACAUCGGGUCUCAUCAUCGAAUUACAGCAAAAUUGUCUGCAAAGAA